AUGGCUCAGAGCUGCAGUCCAAGUAAUUACCCAUUGUGUGCACCUGUUAUGGUUACUCAAUUAAGUGAAGAACAACUCGCCCAUUUGUCAACAAUAAAAACAGAGCCUUUUCAGAUCACUCUCGGAGACCAUGCAAUUAUGGACCAGGCGUCCCAGAUGGGCAUCACACAGAACGGGGGGACUACAUCCCCCUCGCAUUCGGACAACGGCGUCAGCAAAACAAACUUGAUCGUCAACUACUUACCACAAACCAUGUCCCAGGACGAAAUCCGCUCCCUGUUUGCCAGCAUCGGCGAGCUGGAGAGCUGCAAACUGAUCCGGGACAAACCAACUGAUCCUCUUAUCCCCUCCACAGGGCAGAGCCUCGGGUACGGAUUUGUAAACUACAAGCGCGCCGAGGAUGCGGAGAAAGCAAUCAACACCCUGAACGGGCUGAGACUGCAGAACAAAACCAUUAAGGUAUCAUAUGCAAGGCCCAGUAGCGAAAGUAUAAAGGGCGCUAACUUGUAUGUAAGUGGGCUGCCAAAGUCAAUGGCUCAGAAGGAUUUGGAGAGGUUGUUCUCACACUGCGGGAAGAUUAUAACAUCGCGAAUUCUUUAUGAUACGCAUACAGGGCUAUCCAAAGGAGUUGGAUUUAUUCGGUUUGACCAGAGAUGUGAAGCGGAGCGGGCCAUUCAGAAGUUGAACAAUCACAUACCCGAUGGCUGUUUGGACCCCAUCACAGUGAAAUUUGCCAACUCGCCCAGUUCCAACAAAAACCUGGCUGGCAUAGCCCCCUUAGCCCUGGCAACCUAUUUGUCGCCCACUCAUCGCCGGUUCUUCGGACCCAUUCAUCACGCCACAGCCUCGGGGAGAUUCAGGUACUCACCUUUGGAAGCUGGACUGCUGCCCAGUACCAUAUUGCCUACCACACUCAGCUCAGCGGCAGCAUCAGCAGCAGCGGCAGCCGCAGCAGCAGCAGCAACAAGUAGCAACACCUCCACCACAGCCCUCAACGCCACCGGCUGGUGCAUAUUCGUCUACAACCUGGCCCCCGACACGGAAGACAGUGUCUUGUGGCAGCUCUUCGGGCCCUUUGGGGCCGUUCAGAGCGUCAAAGUCAUUCGGGAUUUUACCACCCAGAAAUGCAAAGGCUUCGGCUUCGUCACAAUGACCAACUACGAAGAAGCUGUGAUGGCAAUACAGAAUCUGAAUGGAUUUACGCUGGGCAACAGAGUUCUGCAAGUUUCAUUCAAAGCCAAUGGAAGGAAGGCAUAG
This is a messenger RNA of Candidula unifasciata, 1257 nucleotides long. The record is from the annotation of a GenBank genome assembly. NCBI's taxonomy places the organism in Eukaryota, Metazoa, Mollusca, Gastropoda, Stylommatophora, Geomitridae.